CAUCUCUUUCGUCCCAUCCUCCUUCCUUCACUUUCUAACCCUGAUCCUCCUCCUCCUCCUCCUCCUCCUCCUCUCAGCUGUGGAUGCCCUCGCUCACUUCCAGUAUGGACUCGGGAGGGGAAGGAGAAGAGGGCUGGAUGGAGGACCAGUGGGAGAAAUGGUUGACCCAUGACAUCAGCCUGGAUGAGUUCGAAGAUGACGACCUGUCGGAGAUCACGGAGAUCACAGAUGAGUGCGGAUUGAGUCUCAACUGUAACGGUCCGGACAUGAAGGGCCGCAUCAGGCGAGGAACCAAUAGCCUGUCGGGGAGGGCGGAGCUCGGCGCCGUCGGCCAGCUCCAGGCGGAGAUGCUGCAUUUGGAACUGAUCGACGGUGCCGACGGUUACCGCGGCGACAAAGAGUCGUCGAAGGCGUCGGCCAUCGCGCCCCUGCCCCUCACCAAGGACCCCGCGGCGCCUGUUACCAUGGAUACCUACCGGCCCAAGAGACCCACGACCCUUAACCUCAUCUCCAUCGUGCCUCGCACACAGGACACACUAAACAACAACUCCUUCGGGAAGAAAUACAGCUGGCAGGAGAAGGUGUCGGGCUCCUGCUCGCCUCUUAAAACAGGCGAGCGCACCACCACCACCCCCCCGGCGCCGCGCGAGCACAGCUGCCUGAGCGACGAGGACCAGGUGCAGGGCGGCGGAGCGCAGACCAAAGACCGCGGGACGUCCACCGACGCCCCCUGCAGGCACGGCCACGCCGCCGGCCACUCGUCCGCGACUCGCUCCAAGCUGCAGGGGAAGCCGCCGGCGCCGCCCCCGCCGCCCCAGAACCACACGCCGGCUCCGGCGGGGAAGGCGGAUGGAGGCGGGCCCUACCGGGAGAAGAUCCGCUACCACACGGACGUCCGCCUGGAGCCCACGGAGGAGAUCUACCUGACCCCCGUGCAGCGCUCCGCCGACGCUCUCGACCCCCCCAACGCGCAGGACCGGCCCUUCCUCUCGCAGCAGACGGAGCAGGGCCGCAUGUCCAUCGGCUCCGACACGGAGGGCCCGCCCCCGUACCAGCCGCUCCCGGACCGGACGAACCCCUCCAUCUACGAGGAGGACGAGGUCCACGCCCCCCCUCCAUCCUACGCUUCCUGCGUAGAGGCACUCGUCACGCCGCCCGGCGCGGCCCGCUCCUCCCCCGCGCUCGACCUCAGCCUCAAGGGCGCGGGAACGGGGGCCGGAGUCAUGCUGAGACCCGGCUCGUCGGUGGAGUACGUGGACGCCACGGACGAGAGCUACUGCGGCGAGGACGAAGACGUGGACAGGAUAAUGAUGGACGGAAGGGCGAGGAAGGGCGGAGGAGUGGGAGGCGGCAGGGACCAACUCAGAACUUCCAUGACCUCGGAGGCCAGCGGCCUUUCGUACGACUCGGUCAAAUACACGCUGGUGGUGGACGAGCACGCUCAGCUGGAGCUGGUCAGCCUGCGGCAGUGUUACCAAGGCUACAGCGACGACAGCGACUCGGCCACCGUCUACGACAACUGCGUCUCUUCCCCCUACGAGUCGGCCGUCGGGGAGGAGUACGAGGAGGAGGAGGAGGAGGAGGGGGAAGGGGAGGAAGAUGAGGACGAUGAGGACGGCAUUCAGAUCGGAGGAGUGAGGAGAGAGGCCACGGCGUGUCUGUCCGAGGACUCCACCCCGGAGGGCGACCUGCGCUUCUCCAAGAAGUUCCUCAACGUCUUCAUGAACGGACGCUCUCGCUCCUCCAGUGCAGAGUCCUUCGGCUUGUGCUCCUGCCUCAUUAACGGAGAGGAGCGGGACCAGAGCCACAGAGCCGUGUACAGGUUCGUCCCUCGCCAUGACGACGAGUUGGAGCUGGAGGUGGACGAUCCGCUGCUGGUGGAGGUCCAGUCGGAGGAUUACUGGUACGAGGGCUACAACAUGCGAAGCGGUGCCCGGGGGAUCUUCCCGGCUUAUUACGCUGUGGAGGUGACCAAGGACGCUGAGACGAGCAAAGUGAAGAGCAGCGAGUGGAUGGACGGAUACCGGCUGAAGUUCCUGGGCUCGGUUCAAGUGCCGUCCCACAAAGGCAACGACGUUCUGUGCGCAGCGAUGCAGAAGAUUGCCACCAACCGGCGGAUGACGGUGAAGUACAACCCGCCGUCCUCCUGCAUCCUGGAGAUCAGCGUGAAAGGCAUCAAGCUCGCAGUCCACGAGGAUUACUACGCGCGGGAUAAAAGCAACGAGUGCAGCCACUUCUUCCAGCUAAAGAACAUCUCCUUCUGCGGCUAUCACCCCAAAAACUGCAAGUAUUUCGGUUUCAUCACCAAACACCCGGCAGACCAGAGAUUCGCGUGCCACGUGUUCGUGUCUGAAGACUCCACCAAACCUCUGGCGGAGUCAGUAGGGAAAGCCUUCCAGUUGUACUAUAAAGAGUUUGUGGAGUUCUCGUGCCCAACAGAGGACAUCUACCUGGAAUAAGCCGGCCCUGCCUUCACCCACAGCUCUGUACAGGACACUUGAACCAUAACAUAAUGUUGCAUGAAGGACAGUCUCAUCGAAAAGGAAGAGACAAAUUAAAAACUAACACAUUUGACGAAAAGGCAGAAAGGAGCCCCUUAUCGCAACUUGGAGGGGAAACUUGUGUGGCAGGAGGGGGGGGGGGGUAACAUGCAAAAUGGGGGUGUGGGAGGAAGCACAAACGUUGCACUGCUGCAGCCUCCGUGGAGCGGGUUUGCCUGCAGCGGAAUCAGAGCAGGUGCAACGCCAAAAGCCCGGGAGCCGUAACUUGAGUGCACCAGCUUAUAUUUGCACUUGUCAAAAAAAAAAAAUGGGUUGAUGUUUGGAAACACAAUGGGAGUUUGCUUUAGCAGAGGUUUAAUUUUACUGAACGCUCCCUUCCCUCUGCACACAAUGGACGGAAGGAAGGAAACCCGUGUGGGAGCGUGAACUGAAGGUGAUCACAUUGUUCAGUGGCAACAACAAGAAAAAAUCCAGCUGAAGGGGACGUUCUCUGCAUUGUGACCCUUUCAGACGUUAAUGUGAAGAUGCUGAUGAGGAGGCCAGAAUGCAAUGCAGGAGUAGCAGUUAGCAGAUCACUGUUGCAUAAUACACUAAACAUGUAGAUCAUAAACAUCUCCUGAAAAGCUCUCCGCAUCACGUGAACAAGAUGUUUUCCACUUUUUUUUUAAGCCCCCCCCCCCCCUCGCCAAACGAUGCCCCCAGCCGGUAGUUCUACAUCCCUCGGCCGCACUGCGCUUCUCUUUAACCUCGUUGGGACCACGCAUGAGACGUUCGGUGACGCGUCGAUCCUCCUCGGUGCGGUCGUCUCUAGAAAGCGGCUCCUCGUAGGGAAACGUGGUGGUUUGUGGCGCCGACGAAGAGGGCAAAAGAAGUCUUCGUAUCUUCACUAGCAGUGCCUCUUUUUCGAUCAGGUCGCCGGGACCUCAGCGGGACGGCGUCCCGUUCCAAGGGAUCGCUCUCGGGCGACUUUUGAAUGCAAAUUGCGAUGAAGGAUGCGUUUGCUGCGCUGCACCUGUGGUGUUUUAGAGCAAAUGACAUCAUGCAAAUUCAUGGUUAUGUCAUUUGUUAGAGCACAUCUUCCCGGAAGGUGGGAACAUUCUGUGAAAAGCAUGCGUGGCAUCACCCACGGCAGAUUGUCAACGCUAUUUGAUACGCUGCUCAGCUAGAAUUUCAACUAUUGCAUCUAUCAACACCCGCGGGUACAGAGGCGCUGUUCUCCAGUGGCAAACAGCCACUAACCCUCCUCGUUAAACAGAAGAGAAAAGGUUCAUCAAUGAAGGAUCUGGAAACUGGUUUGUUUCCUUUCAACAACAACAACAACAACGACGACGAUGUGAAACACGAAGAGAGGAUGCUGAUGGAGGCAACAAGGCGGCACCAAGAAGGCAGCGCUGACUUUUCCCACCGGUUCCCGAUAGCAGCGGGCGCCUUACAAAGGGUGUACAGACAUGCCAUAUAUAAAUAAAUAAUUUAAUAUCUGUAAUUAUAAAUACAACGUUGUACGGAUUCAACACGUAGUGUGUGAAAUUGACCUUUAUUUUUAUUUUAUUUUUUUUUUAGCUGUGAAUUAUUCUUUAUUUAAAGUUUUAAUGCAGA
Molecule: messenger RNA, 4097 nt
Organism: Gasterosteus aculeatus aculeatus (three-spined stickleback)
Lineage: Eukaryota; Metazoa; Chordata; Actinopteri; Perciformes; Gasterosteidae
Gene: mapk8ip1b
Product: mitogen-activated protein kinase 8 interacting protein 1b
Biological process (GO): JNK cascade; regulation of JNK cascade
Cellular component (GO): cytoplasm
Molecular function (GO): JUN kinase binding; MAP kinase scaffold activity
Source: RefSeq, a predicted model, not a curated record